AUGUGGACUGAUGAAAGCCGUUUUGAUAAUAAUGGAAUUGUGAAUCGUCAUAAUUCCCAUUUCUGGAGUAAAACCAAUCCAGUUUGGACGCGGGAAACAAAUGCCCAAGUUCGAUGGUCCGUAAAUGUAUGGUGUGGUAUAUUGAACAACACAUUGAUUGGGCCAUAUUUUUAUGAUCUGAGUGGGCAAUGUUAUUUAGAGUUUCUAGAAAAUACAUUGCCGGUAUUGAUGGAAUGUAUCCCUCUUCAAAUUCGGAAAACAAUGUGGAUACAGCAAGAUGGUGCUCCUGCUCAUAACGCAAAAGUAGUAAUAGAUUACUUGAACCAGCAUUUUCCACAAAGUUGGUUAGGUACCCGUGGUCCACUGGAAUGGCCUCCACGAUCUCCUGAUUUGACUCCUUUAGAUUUUUUUUAUGGGGUUACUUAA
Molecule: messenger RNA, 426 nt
Organism: Aphis gossypii (cotton aphid)
Lineage: Eukaryota; Metazoa; Arthropoda; Insecta; Hemiptera; Aphididae
Exons: 1
Coding region: 1-426 (141 amino acids)
Molecular function (GO): nucleic acid binding
Source: RefSeq, a predicted model, not a curated record